AUGUUCGCCGCCCGACGCACCGCUGCCUCGACGCGGCAGCUGCUGCGCAACCAGCAGCCUCGUCGGUUCGCGAGCCACCACGCCGAACCGGUGAACGAAGGCUUCGGCCCCAGUUUCUACAUCACCAUUGGCAGUUUCGCCUCCGCGUACCUGCUGUACCGCAUCAGCCAGUCGAAUGAGGAUUCCGGCUCGGAGUCCUUCAUCUCAGGCCUGAUCAGCAAGUGGACGCCCUCGCAAGAAGUUUUCGAGCAGCGCAAUGCCAUUCGCACCGCUGUCAUGGAGAAGGCCGCGCAUGACCGUCACCUGCUGCAGAGCCAAGGGCCCCGCCAGGCGUAUGAGCUGAUGCAGCCUGAUUUAAUGAACGCCGGCUCGCCAUACAACGUUUCUCCCGGUUCGCAGGCCGACCUGAGCGCCGUCGUGGCUCACUACCAUCGCCAGAAUCAGGAGAUGGAGGAGGCGCGGGUGGCGCGGAUGAAGGACGGCAAGGUUGUGUCGGUGUAUGAUGUCGAGAGGACAACCCCUCUAGACGGUCUGGGGAAAUAA
Messenger RNA from Penicillium lagena, 543 nucleotides. Its product is annotated as putative NADH-ubiquinone oxidoreductase 178 kDa subunit. The transcript is spliced from 3 exons. Lineage: Eukaryota; Fungi; Ascomycota; Eurotiomycetes; Eurotiales; Aspergillaceae. The record is from RefSeq and is a predicted model, not a curated record. Gene Ontology annotation, cellular component: mitochondrion. Bases 1 to 543 code for a protein of 180 amino acids.